AUGCCCACUCUUGGGCUUGGUGUCUACCUGAACGAGGAAUGCGCGGACGCUUGUAAAGUUGCCCUUAAAAAUGGUUACCGAAUGAUUGACUCGGCGCGGUUCUAUGAGAAUGAAGUUCAGGUCGGUGUUGGGGUCGGGCAAAGUGGUGUUAAGCGCAAAAACAUCUUUAUCACCUCCAAGGUCUUCCACAGUGAUUUUACCUACGAUCGCACGAUGGCUGCUGUGAAAGACUCGGUUGCGAACCUUGGAUCAUGCAAGUCUUCGUAUUAUGAUUUAUACCUCACCCACAGUGCCCUGGGAGGCAAGGAUGCACGCCUUGCCGCCUACAAGGCUCUUUUGGACGCCAAGGCGGACGGGCUAAUCAGAUCUGUCGGUGUCUCCAAUUACGGAGCAAAGCACAUAGAAGAGAUUCGCGAGGCUGGUCUAGAGAUGCCUGUUGUGAACCAAAUCGAGUUACAUCCAUUCUGCCAGCAAAAACCCAUUGUUGAAUAUUGUCGCAAGAACAAGAUUAUUGUUCAGGCAUACUCCCCGCUUGUGCGUGGUGCUCUGGACAACACAGUCAUCCAAGAACUUGCCGCAAAGUACUCCAAAGAUGCUGCUCAAAUUCUUAUCAGGUGGUCUUUGCAACGAGGAUUUGUGCCUUUACCCAAAUCCUCGCAGCCCCAUCGUAUCAUAUCCAACAACCAAGUAUUCGACUGGAACAUCGAACUGACGGACAUGGCCAAACUUGACGCGCUGGAUCGGGGGAAGGAGGGCGCAGUUACCUGGAAUCCAGUCGACGUCGAUUGA
Messenger RNA from Suillus paluster, 789 nucleotides. RefSeq names its product NADP-dependent oxidoreductase domain-containing protein. The record is from RefSeq and is a predicted model, not a curated record. Gene Ontology annotation, molecular function: oxidoreductase activity. The transcript has 8 exons. Bases 1 to 789 code for a protein of 262 amino acids. Lineage: Eukaryota; Fungi; Basidiomycota; Agaricomycetes; Boletales; Suillaceae.